AUGUUAAUUGCCAAAUUAAUUGAAAGAAUCUUAUCUAUAAAGAAAUAAUGCUUAAGUGAUGAAACUUAUUUUUUUAUAAAAGGAGAAUAUGAAUUCAUAUCAUUGUUUAAAUAGUUGAAUGAAUAGAUAGAUUAAGUAAUCAAAUAAAUAUACAAUGAUAUGCUUUAAUAAAUAAAAUAAGAUAAUUUGAAGUACAAUUAAAUUUUAGAAUUAGCUGAAUACAUAAAUGAAUUAAAUUUAACUUAGAAUAGUACUUAAGAUAUUGUUAAUAAUCUUUAGCAAUCUAUAAUGAUAAGUUUUAAUGCUUAUUUUAAUAAAACUUUGAAAUAGAGGGAUAAUGAAGCUUACUAAGUUGAGAUGAUUAGAGGUAAUUUUAUUAUUGAAUUUCUUUAAUAAUGUUCAUUACCUUAAAAGGAAUUGUAAUUAUAGAAUUGCAAACACAAUAUUGCACUAUAUUCUUAACUAAACCAUGAUUUUUAAGCUGAUUCGAAAAAUUAAAGCAUUUUAAUUUCAAUUUCUUCUUUCAAUUUUUAUAUAUUUGGAUUUAAAUUAAGAUCUCUACAUAAAUUUAAAAACUAUUUAACUUAUUUGCUAAAUUUACCACUUACAAAAUUUUCUAAAGCUUAAAGAAUAAAUCAGGAUAUAGAAUCAACUAAAAAUAUGAUUUAAAUUAUAGCAAAUUUAUUUGGAGAUUCUCUAAAGAUAGAUAAUUAUUAAUGA
Messenger RNA from Paramecium primaurelia, 720 nucleotides. The record is from the annotation of a GenBank genome assembly. NCBI's taxonomy places the organism in Eukaryota, Ciliophora, Oligohymenophorea, Peniculida, Parameciidae.